Messenger RNA from Eremothecium sinecaudum, 600 nucleotides. RefSeq names its product protein-tyrosine-phosphatase (gene OCA6). The coding region runs from base 1 to 600 and encodes 199 amino acids. The record is from RefSeq and is a predicted model, not a curated record. Lineage: Eukaryota; Fungi; Ascomycota; Saccharomycetes; Saccharomycetales; Saccharomycetaceae. The transcript has a single exon. Gene Ontology annotation, molecular function: phosphatase activity. Gene Ontology annotation, biological process: protein dephosphorylation.
AUGCAGUUGGUAAGUCCACUGUAUUUCAGUUUCGUGCAACCGAAACUGUGUAGAGGUUCUUAUCCUAGGGAAAUUAAUCUCGCAUUUUUGAAAACUCUACAACUGAAAUAUAUUGUGUCUUUGACACCAGAUCCUAUCACUGAUAAUCCAGUACUUUCUAAAUUCUGUGAAGAACAGGGUAUUGAAGCGGUUCACAUUCGAUGCACGGGCACCUAUUCUAAGGACAAGCCAAAAGUAAAAAGGAAGAAGAAACCGGUACCUAUUGAGUACGAUGUUGUUGUUAGAUGCGUUCAAUUUCUAAUCAAUAAAAAUCAUUAUCCGUGCUAUAUCCAUUGUUCUAACGGCCAGUUAGUAACUUCUUUGGUCAUCGCUUGUCUGCGAAAGUUAUGCUACUGGAGUACGGUUUCUAUAUUCAACGAAUAUCUGACUUAUAUGUCAAGUAUUAACAUACACGAGCGGAAAUUUAUUGAGAACUUCAACUUGGAAAUUGAAGUCAACGGAUUAGACAUGACGGAUAAAGCACCCUGGAUCUUGGCGAGUAAAAUGAAAACGGCCGGUGAAAAUGACCUGCUGCCUAGCUUACGAUUUCACGGUAUAUAA